This is a messenger RNA of Aspergillus caelatus, 726 nucleotides long. RefSeq lists its product as uncharacterized. The transcript has a single exon. Lineage: Eukaryota; Fungi; Ascomycota; Eurotiomycetes; Eurotiales; Aspergillaceae. The coding region runs from base 1 to 726 and encodes 241 amino acids. The record is from RefSeq and is a predicted model, not a curated record.
AUGGAUAGAUUACCGAACGAGUUGAUCUUUCUAGUUGGGAAAUACAUUAAAGACGAUGUGUUCGCGAAACUAGCUCUGAGCCAGUGCUCCCGCAGACUUCAGUGGCUGUUUGACCCUCCUCUAGCUUAUUCAUAUCUCUACAUUUCCUCCAUAGGAACACGUGAAUUCGCACUCAUUCGGCACCUGUGGUGUCGUCCUGACUUGGCACGUCUCGUCCAACAUGCUUAUUUGGGCUUCGCGUGGUGUUUCCGUCCGGAUUCCCAGCCCAUCACUGAGGCUUGCUACCCGCAGUGGAAUUGGAUGGUUGAACAUAUCCUUGAUGAUAUAUGUGAGUCUGAAUAUGAGAAAACUGCGUGGAAUAUGCAGCUACGACGAUUUUGCGAAGAGGCCUGGCUGGGAGUGCUACUCACUCGCUUAAAUAACCUGAAGAGCGUCACGCUGGCCUAUGGGAAUAAUCAAGGGUUGAUCAAUAGUAUCUUGGACAAAGCGGCCUACCACCGACAACCAUUUAACAGGACCACUCCGUUCCAGCUACUGCUAAAGGUCACACUCAAAAGCCAAUUCAGCUGGCUCCAAUGUAAUUUACCUUUUGCAAUGGGCUUGUUUCAUCUGCCAGCUAUUCGCACGAUCCAGGGCAUCAAAAAUAUGGGACUCUCCUUCAGUUGGAAUGAACCUCGGAAUGUCGAAUUUCUCAGGCCUGAAACACCGCCCGAGUUCAGUCACUGA